CCAAAGGCUUCAAUCCCAAUGUGCCAUCACAUAGGCUGGUUCCGCUCACUUCUGGGACGCACACUAUCAACUUAUAAGAGGAGACCGCUGAUCCUUCCUUUCUUCUCAAAUCGCUUUGUCCCUUGCCCCUUUUCCUUCUCCCAGAGUAUAACUUUCCAAGCGACCAGCUCUCCACACCCACAGAAAUCUACCUACCAUGGAUUCGAUUCGACACCUUAGUCAGUCUGACCAUCGAGACUCUGCUCGAACCUCCCAUCGAGAGCAGCAUCGAGCUGCACCUGUGCCUCCUGCCCGACCAGACCCCAGAGACUUGGUCUUGGAUAAUCCGUUGCCCCCGCCUCCGCCUCCUCUGCCCAAGGAUUAUCGGUACCAGCAUCCGAGGCCACCGACUCUGGAUAGAGCUACCCCUUCGCCGCCGCCUCGACCAAUUGGUCCUUACCGACCUCUUUUCUCUUCCUCUUCCUCUUCUUCUCCCAGGACCACCGCGCCCUCUCCAGCCCCCGCCCACGCCUACGCUGAGCCGACCACUGCUCAGGAGCCCAAGAGCCCAUCUCGUCCUCGUUCAGCAAGCGUCGGAGAGCUUUCGGACACCUCAAUGUCACGCUCGAGCCAUGAUCACCGACACUCGACGUCUCGAAGCCUUCGUCGAGUAGCGCUCGCCCAAGUCCAGCAUCGCGAUGAGCAAGAAGCUCGACAUCGAGCGGCUCGUGAGGCCGAUGCAUACUAUGCCCCUUCCAGCGUGGACGAUGGGGCCAGUAUCUACUCGCUGUCCUCCUCUAUCGCAGCCGCUGUGCCUCCUAUGCCUCAGCGAGAGGCGUUUGAACGUGCGGCGGAUGCAUCUGACCGAGCUGGUUUGGGCCAGUAUCGAGCAGAGCAGCGAUACUUUGAGGCGAUAAAGCAAUGGCGUCGAGCUGCUAGGGAGAUUCGAAAGCGAGAGAAAGCUAGAGAAGCAAAGGUAGCGGCAGCGGUCGAGAGUGAGGUAUCGCAACGUCGAGCGCAUCGAGAACAGCGGCAUAGGGAGCAAGAGGCCACUCACGAAAGGCACCACCGAGUCGCCCAGUUGGAGCAGGAGCACAGUGAGGAGAGGACAACCGAUGUGGUCAAGUUCGCGAUGCGAAAGGAGCUCGAAGAGUUGAGAGCGGAGCUGGCGAAAGAGCGCAAGCAGAGGGAGAAGGAUAACGAGGCAAAGGAAAUGGUCACGGCCAAGUUGGAGGAAGAUCUCACCUGUGCCAUUUGCUCGGGUAUAUUGGUCGAAGCACAUCAGACGAACUCCUGUGGACAUGUCUCGUGUGGGUCGUGCGCGGUCAACUGGCUCCAGACGCAGGUCGAGGAAGGCAAGGAACCCUCGUGUCCACUCUGUCGAACCCAUGUCAACCUCUACGUGCCCAUUUUGGCCGUUCGAGCGCUUGACGAGAUGGUCAAGACGUGGGUAGAGGGUAAAAUGAAAGCUUCGGAAGGGCCUUGGGAGCUGUACAACGAUUUCCUCGACCGGCAGGACCGAUGGGCAGCGUGGAAGUCGGUCCAUCCGAAAUUGUUUGACCCUGAGUUGUUCCCCGAGACUGUACAGGGGUUCCGACCACCACACUCACGAGCCGAAAUCACUCAAGAAGUGUACGAGACUGAAUACCUCGAAGAAGCGCUGGACGAGGACCCUCGACAGGACCUCCCUACCAUCUUUCAAGGUCUAGAAGUCGAGUCGGUGGAGUAUGGUCAGCGUCAGUAUCACGAGUCCGAAAGGACUUGGAGAACGUAUCACCAUCACAGAAGUACCAGUCGACCGAGACAUGGCGUGUUCUAUACCGAUGACUUUUUGCCUCGGGUCAACCCUCACACUGCGCUGCAGGAGGAAGUUCAUCGCCGGCCUCCGUCGCCUGGACUCGUCGGCGCGAGACUCGCCAACGGGUUGGUGAGACGAAUGAUCGGCGACUUUGAGAGGAUCGAGAGGGAGAUGCAGAGGGAAGCGAUAAGGGAUAUGACGAUGAUGAUGAGUAGAAGAGGCUAAAAAGAAGUUGGCAUCAACUCGGAUAUGUAGCCGAAAUCUGAUGCCCUUGAUCCGUGGACUGUUCCGCCCUGUAUCGAACAGAGACGUGUAUCCCUAUAGCGUUCAACGUAACGGAUAUUCUGUCUUGCGUCGUUAUUGUCCGUCUCAUGGUCUUGACGAGAAAGGG
This is a messenger RNA of Kockovaella imperatae, 2168 nucleotides long. RefSeq lists its product as hypothetical. NCBI's taxonomy places the organism in Eukaryota, Fungi, Basidiomycota, Tremellomycetes, Tremellales, Cuniculitremaceae. The transcript is spliced from 5 exons. Bases 197 to 2002 code for a protein of 601 amino acids. The record is from RefSeq and is a predicted model, not a curated record.